Acanthosepion pharaonis is the source of this 927-nucleotide messenger RNA. The record is from the annotation of a GenBank genome assembly. NCBI's taxonomy places the organism in Eukaryota, Metazoa, Mollusca, Cephalopoda, Sepiida, Sepiidae.
AUGAUUUCAAUAUCUCAUUUUGAGCCAAUAUCUAUUAUUCCACAAUGCAUUAUUUCAUCAAUUUGCAAUAUCUAUUAUUCCACAAUGAUUUUUCAAUAUCUCAUUUUGAGCCAAUAUCUAUUAUUCCACAAUGCACCCAACAUCUAUUAUUCCACAAUGCCAAUAUCUCAUUUUGAGCCAAUAUCUAUUAUUCCACAAUGCACGUAUGAUUUCAAUAUCUCAUUUGAGCCAAUAUCUAUUAUUCCACAAUGCACCCAAUAUCUAUUAUUCCAUGAUUUUCAAUAUCUCAUUUUGAGCCAAUAUCUAUUAUUCCACAAUGCACGUAUGAUUUCAAUAUCUCAUUUUGAGCCAAUAUCUAUUAUUCCACAAUGCAUUAUGAUUUCAAUAUCUCAUUUUGAGCCAACAUCUAUUAUUCCACAAUGCAUCCAAUAUCUAUUAUUCCACAAUGCACGUAUGAUUUCAAUAUCUCAUUUUGAGCCAAUAUCUAUUAUUCCACAAUGCACGAUGAUUUCAAUAUCUCAUUUUGAGCCAAUAUCUAUUAUUCCACAAUUAUUCCAUUUUGAGCCAAUAUCUAUUAUUCCACAAUGCCCAAUAUCUAUUAUUCCACAAUGCACGUAUGAUUUCAAUAUCUCAUUUCAAUAUCUAUUAUUCCAUUUUGAUUUCAAUAUCUCAUUUUGCCAAUAUCUAUUAUUCCACAAUGCCCAAUAUCUAUUAUUCCACAAUGCACGUAUGAUUUCAAUAUCUCAUUUUGAGCCAAUAUCUAUUAUUCCACAAUGCACGAUGAUUUCAAUAUCUCAUUUUGAGCCAAUAUCUAUUAUUCCACAAUGCACCUUCUUAAUGUACAAAUUAUUACUGUAUCUAUCUAUCUAUCUAUCUAUCUAUCUAUCUAUCUAUCUAUCUAUCUAUUUAUAUACUGUACUGUACUGA